UACUUUAUCAUUUAUAGUAAGAAUUUUUUUACACUUUUCAGAGUAAUUACAAUAAUCGUGGUGGUAAUUGUACACUCUUUACUGCCCUUCGUGGUCGUAUUAGAGAAUACGCUGUUUUUAGAAAACACCUAUAGUAAGAUUUGGUACCAUUUGCUGAUAGACGGGACGGUAGUAGUUGAGACAUUCUUCGUAAUAUCUGGAUGUUUGGCAUCGUACAAUCUCCGAAUGAAAUCAAAAGAAGAUACUGUGUGGAGAACUAUACCCAAAAACAUUUUGCUAAGAUGGUUAAGGCUUACUCCACCAUACGCAGUCACGUUAGCAAUAACUGCUACAUGGCUAAGAUUUAUGGGAUCAGGACCGAUGUGGCAAAAACUGAUAGGACCAGAAAUCGCAGACUGCCGCCGUGACGGUUGGCAGAACAUGCUCUACAUAAACAACUACUUUGACAACACUCGCUGCAUGGCGCAUACAUGGUAUGUGGCAGCGGAUAUGCAGCUGUUUGUGUUGGGAACAUUCAUAUUGGCACUAACGAGGAGCGAUCACAGAAGACAAGUUGUGCUUUGGGCUAUCAUUGUAAUUUCUCUUCUCAUACCGCCCUUACAUACAUACUUCCAAAAUUUGAACGGUCACAUUAUUUUAUCACCAGAGGUUGUUUUAGAGCAUUUCGUCAAAGAUCCUACCUUCAACCAUUCGUACAAGCGCGGCCACACAAAUAUGACAUCUUACAUUUUAGGACUCAGCCUCGGCUUGAUCAUUUAUAAAUUGCAGCAGAAGCAGUUAAAUGUUGAAAAUUAUAAGAAUUACAAAUAUUUGUACUGGGGAACAUUUCCCAUGAUGAUAACAUUAAUACUGUGUUGCGGCUCCUUGUACAUGGAAGUAACACCUCAUGUUGCAGUCAGAGCCAUUUGUGCCGGCAUAUACAGACCUCUCUUUGGAUUGCUCAUAUUCCUAUUUAUAUUAGGAAUGGUGAUUAAACUUGAAAAUGUCUAUAGACCCAUAUUAGAAUGGCGAGGCUGGACGUUAGCAGUCCGCGUGACGUACUCCGUCUACAUACUACAUGUGAUGUUGCUACAAAUUUGUGCUUACUCUAGGACUACAUUAAGCCAUAUAAGCGUCUAUGAAGUCUUGAUGUCAUGGUGCGGAUCAAUCUGCUUUAGUUUCUUGUGUGCUAUACCUCUUUGGUUACUCGUCGAAUCACCAAUUUCGCAACUCGUCCAAUAUCUAACGACUACAAGAAAAAAGGAGAAGCAAAUGAAAAGCGUCGACAAUGAGCGUCAAGGUACCACGAAGGUUACUCAGAUGCUGCAAUGACUUAAUAGUAUCUCUAUACAAAGUUUUUCUGAGGUUUGUUGCUUGCUUUUCACCUCUAAUUUCUCUAUCAAAAUAUGUAAAGUCAGUUGUAUAA
Messenger RNA from Papilio polytes (common Mormon), 1405 nucleotides. RefSeq names its product nose resistant to fluoxetine protein 6-like. Gene Ontology annotation, molecular function: acyltransferase activity, transferring groups other than amino-acyl groups. The transcript has 9 exons. NCBI's taxonomy places the organism in Eukaryota, Metazoa, Arthropoda, Insecta, Lepidoptera, Papilionidae. The record is from RefSeq and is a predicted model, not a curated record. The annotation marks the transcript as partial.